AUGCUGCUUACUUUGGCUGUGGGUCUCGUCUGCGUGGCUGGUCUCAACGCCGAAAAACUGAAGGAAGUGGAAGUGGAGAUUCUCGGCGUACCUUGCAGGAAGUUUGUACAGAAGGGUGAUUAUGUGCACGUCUUCUACGUGAGCAGGCUGAACGAGAGUAAGAAGCAGUUUGAUUCGAAUGUGGGUGACGAACCUAUUCGGAUAACCGUGGGAGGUGGUCAGGUCAUUGCCGGAUAG
Molecule: messenger RNA, 237 nt
Organism: Hydatigera taeniaeformis
Lineage: Eukaryota; Metazoa; Platyhelminthes; Cestoda; Cyclophyllidea; Taeniidae
Source: the annotation of a GenBank genome assembly